AUGCUCUAUUUAAGCCAUAACAAUGACAGCGAAGCGAGUAUGCUUGUCUUUGACAAGUUGAAAAGCACUAUAAUGGCUGCCACCGCCUUGAUCACAGGUGUAUUGCAGGCCGGAUACCGCGCACGCCUAUCUAUCCGACACCCUGAACAAGCUGAAAAGUUGCGCCGCAUAUUCAGCAGCCAUCUAAGUAAGAUCGAGUUCACCGUCGUGAGCGACAUCACUGUCACCGGAUGCUUUGAUGAGGCUUUACAGGACGUGCAAUAUGUCAUACAUGUUGCGUCACCACUUCCAGAUCGAAACACCGACCUUUUGAUCCCUGCAAUGCAGGGAACAACAUCCAUCUUACAGUCUGCUUCCAAAUAUUCGACUAUUAGGAAAGUUGUUGUCACAUCGUCAAUAUCAUCGUUCAUUCCCCUGGCUGGCCAACCGCACGGUACAGUGAUUACCGAGGAUACGGGAAUUCCCUAUGAUGCGAAGCAGGGUAUAUCGCCUUUACUGGAUCCGAUGGUACAGUACCGCGCGAGUAAGGUAGCCUCCUAUCAAGCAAUAAUCGACUUUGUACAGGAGCACAAGCCGUCGUUUGAUGUGACCACAUUCCAUCCAUCUUGGGUUUAUGGUCGUAACCCGGUACAAGAACCACAUGAUAACCUGAGUGGAAGCUGUGGCGCACUGGUACUCACUCUUUUGUCGCCAGAAAGGCCCAUCAAUGGUCAGUUUCUGGGGGUUCAUGUUGAUGACGUCGCUGCGGCACAUGUCAAGGCACUAGGAGAAUCCACACGAGGCUUCCAGUCCUUCUUACUCUCUGCUCCACGCCGGUCAUGGGAGGAGGUGAACGCAUUCGUCCGACACGAAUACCCCUCCGUGGCUUGGAGAUUAAUUCCGGAGGACUGGAUGAAUUACGCGGUGGACUCGAGUAAGGCGGAGAAAGAGCUCGGUCUAAAGUUCAAGUCAAUGGAGGAUCAAGUGAGAGACACUGUCGACCAGCAGUUGGAGUUUUGCAAGUUGCCGGUUCAGUCUGUUCUCUGA
This is a messenger RNA of Aspergillus welwitschiae, 1026 nucleotides long. RefSeq lists its product as uncharacterized. Bases 1 to 1026 code for a protein of 341 amino acids. The record is from RefSeq and is a predicted model, not a curated record. The transcript has 3 exons. Gene Ontology annotation, molecular function: oxidoreductase activity, acting on the CH-OH group of donors, NAD or NADP as acceptor. NCBI's taxonomy places the organism in Eukaryota, Fungi, Ascomycota, Eurotiomycetes, Eurotiales, Aspergillaceae.